AUGGCGCAAAUAUUGGAUGAGUCCAGGUCGAGUGCCACAGCGAAAGAUCCGGCAAAUUCGCCUGUUGCCGGCCACUCGUCUCACGUCGCCGCCGCGCCUGUCUCCCCAACGCAAGGCCGCAAGCAUUCGACCUCUCUCGCCGAAACCCUCCCGCUAGACCACCCUGCUCGCGCGGUUCCAGUCCACUCGUCUCUGCCGACACUUAACCUCCUACCCGACUCCGCCGAGCCUGCCACAGCAGCUAAUGUCAAUCCUCUCACCCUCGCUCCUUUCACACCUGCUGAGCUUGCGAGUCAUAAGUAUGACGAACUGCGCAAGACAGUACUGAACGACAGGGGCGAGGUGGACUUGGACAGAGUGAGAGCCGAGCAGGAAGAAGCCAUUAAGCAAAUCAAAACACGGAUGGAAGAGCGCGAGAGGAAAGAGUCCGAGAUUGACAAGGAGAUUGCCGAGAAAGAGAAAUUCCGUGAGGUCGAGCGAAAGAUUCUGAGGCGGAGGAUGGGAGGACGCGAGGGAGGUUGA
Molecule: messenger RNA, 522 nt
Organism: Cyphellophora europaea CBS 101466
Lineage: Eukaryota; Fungi; Ascomycota; Eurotiomycetes; Chaetothyriales; Cyphellophoraceae
Exons: 1
Coding region: 1-522 (173 amino acids)
Source: RefSeq, a predicted model, not a curated record